This is a messenger RNA of Meriones unguiculatus (Mongolian gerbil), 3027 nucleotides long. RefSeq names its product G protein-coupled receptor 135 (gene Gpr135). Gene Ontology annotation, biological process: G protein-coupled receptor signaling pathway. NCBI's taxonomy places the organism in Eukaryota, Metazoa, Chordata, Mammalia, Rodentia, Muridae. The record is from RefSeq and is a predicted model, not a curated record. The coding region runs from base 785 to 2158 and encodes 457 amino acids. The transcript has a single exon. Gene Ontology annotation, molecular function: G protein-coupled receptor activity. Gene Ontology annotation, cellular component: membrane.
GGUCCAAGCCCUUGAACGGUGGGUGCCAUCUUCUUUCCAGGAUCCACAGGCCAGUCCUUGAGGACACCUGUUCAGGAUCAGAUUUGGAAGAGAAGCAGCUCAACAUCUGGAACGCUGGGUGUCAGCAAGGAGUCAACGGAAACAAAUUCGUUAGGACAGUAGUUUCCAAAGGGUGGCGCUGGGACCAUCAUCACUGGUCUUCAUCCCAGAGCUACAUCAUCUGAAAUUGAGAUCGGAACGCGGUCACUGAGGGAUUCUGCUGACCGCUCGCUCAAAAUACAGAAGUACCGGAAAUAACCCUCCCCCCGCCUCCCGCGCCCCAAGUUCAAGAUCUCUCAGGGGAUGUGAACUGUCUUCCUUCCCUGCCUGUAUGUAGGGACGCCCACAGCAGCAUUCCCACUACAAAGGCCUCCCCUAGGGCAUCUGUGCCCCACAGGAAAGAGCAAUAGCACCUUAGCUCAAUCUCUGGAUUUCUCUGGCCUGCCAGGGUGCCUGAGGUGGACCACGGCAGCGUACCCCUGGCUUGGUCACCUCGGGCUGGGGAAGGAGAUGGUGUGGGCCGGCUCUUCUGGUGUACCCGGCUAGCUUCCCGCCCCACGUUCCUGCGUAAACAGGCGGUUCCCUCGGCAACGCCUGGAACCCACGUCAAGGUUCCACCAGUCCCGGGUGGUGACCGCCCCGUUUCGGGCGAGCCCCACCCACUCCCCACGGCGGCCGCUCCGGAUCCGCACAUCCUUUCACCCUGCUGCGGGAUGAGCAAGAGCGGUGGCCAGCGCGGGACCCCAUGGAGGAGCAGGCGCGGCCCCCGGGCCGCCCGCCCGCGAGCGCAGCCCUGCCGAGCAGCGCGCAUCCCGGCGGGGACGCUUCCACAGCCACCGCGGCCGCGCUGUCCUUCAGCGCCGUAGCCACCGUCACGCUGGGAAACCAGAGCGACCCGGGCCGGCCGGAGGCGGCGGGGCCCCGGGGACGGGCGCCCGUGCUGUGGCAAGGGGCGGCGGUGGCCGCCCAGGCGCUGGUGCUCCUGCUCAUCUUCCUGCUGUCUAGCCUGGGCAACUGCGCCGUGAUGGGGGUGAUCGUCAAGCACCGGCAGCUGCGCACGGUCACCAACGCCUUCAUCCUGUCCCUGUCCCUGUCGGACUUGCUCACCGCGCUGCUCUGCCUACCCGCCGCCUUCCUCGACCUGUUCGCCCCACCCGGCGACUCGGGGCCCUGGCGCAGCUUCUGCGCCGCCAGCCGCUUCUUCAGUUCGUGCUUCGGCAUCGUGUCCACCUUCAGCGUGGCGCUCAUCUCGCUGGACCGCUACUGCGCCAUCGUGCGGCCGCCGAGGGACAAGCUGGACCGGCGGCGCGCGCUGCAGCUGCUGGCCGGCGCCUGGCUGGCGGCGCUAGGCUUCUCCCUGCCCUGGGAGCUGCUCCGGGCGCCCCGGGAGCCGCCGGCUCCACAGAGCUUCCAUCGCUGCCUCUACCGGACGUCCCCGGACCCUGCUCAGCUGGGCGCCGCCUACAGCGUGGGCUUGGUGGUGGCCUGCUACCUGCUGCCCUUCCUGCUGAUGUGUUUCUGCCGCUACCACAUCUGCAAGACCGCGCGCCUGUCGGACGUGCGCGUGCGGCCGGUGACCACGUACGCGCGCGUGCUGCUCUUCUUCAGCGAGGCGCGCACGGCCACCACCGUGCUCAUCAUGAUCGUUUUCGUCAUCGGCUGCUGGGGUCCUUACUGCUUCCUGGUGCUGCUGGCUGCCACACGGCAGGGUCAGGCCACGCAGGCCCCCUCGCUGCUCAACGUGGCGGCUGUUUGGCUGACCUGGGCCAACGGGGCCAUCAACCCCGUCAUCUAUGCCGUCCGCAACCCCAAUAUUUCCAUGCUCCUGGGGCGCAACCGCGAAGAGGGGUACAGGACGAGACGCAUGGAGGCUCUCUUGCCCAGCCGAGGCCUAGGUUUGCAGGCCAGAAGCCGCAAUCGCCUUCGAAACGGCUGCGCCAACAGGCUCGGGGCUUGCGGCGGGAUGCCUUCUCCCAACCCCGCUAGCGGGUCAGGAGGGGAAGUGGUCAUGUGGGCCCGCAAAAACCCGGUUGUGCUUUUCUUCCGAGAGGGACCACCAGACCCGGCUACGGCAGUUGGCAAACACCAUAAAUCUGAAACUGGGGACAGCAGCCUCUAACAAGCGUUGGGGUGGACAGUUUGUAAUCGCGAAUUCCCACCCCUCUCGUUUGGUGACGCGGGGAAUCCAGGGAGAGUCGUGGAUUUCAUCAAGCCAAACGUUUGAAACCAGAAAGACAGAAGUGGGAGGGCUACCGCUUCCUUCUCAAACAAUACAGGAUGUGAAAGAACGUCCCCAUUCCUUCAAAAGUGCCAAAGGGGACGUGAAAUGCAAAAAAACCAAAACGCUCUUAAACCACACAACAAGGCAUUAAGUGCAAAAAAAAGAAAAAAAAGCAACGAGAAUAAAAUUCACAGUCACCGAAGAGCUCAGAUUACAGGACCCGCACUGUGAAAUAAAAAUCAUUGAACCGAACUUAGCAGAUCUCUUCAAACACUGUUGUUUCGGAUGAACCAAGACCCUUGGAUCUGUUGAAGGUCCCUGCACUUCACCAGCACUCAGCAAAAAUGUCACCUUCUAGAGCAUGCACGUCUGACCUGCUUGCUUUGGGUGCUUAGAGCAGAAACAUUACACGGAUUGGUGCGCGCCCUCCACCACCGCCAUCCCCCACCCCGGAAUUUUUUUGUGGGAAAUUUUAAAUUCAGAGUCUAUUUUAAACCACUUCAGGGUUUUUGAAAAGAUCGUUUAUUAUUAGGUGUGAUUCAGCUCUCCAAAGAGCAAAUGACCAUAAUGUGGUUGUUUAAACACAGUAUUAUACGAAACAAACCCAAAACCCCACAAUAGUCCUUCUAAACUCAUUUCAUCCCACAGAUUAUCAGUCUUGGGAAAACCGGGCCCUGUCCUGGAACUGCUGUUCCUGUUUUGAUAGCUUGUAUGGAUGCCAAAUGUUUUCAGUACAAAUGAUAAUAAUAACUUUCAUACUAGAAAAA